Fopius arisanus is the source of this 2870-nucleotide messenger RNA. Its product is annotated as targeting protein for Xklp2 homolog. The record is from RefSeq and is a predicted model, not a curated record. The coding region runs from base 149 to 1744 and encodes 531 amino acids. The transcript is spliced from 5 exons. Lineage: Eukaryota; Metazoa; Arthropoda; Insecta; Hymenoptera; Braconidae.
UUUUCACAAUGUCUUUACUUCUGCCAAGAGUACAAUACCUUUGCGAUAUUACCAGUGACAAUCAAUAGUAUCUCAACAUCUCUGUACUCAACUCGUAACGUUCACCAUCGAUUGAUUUUUUAUUUCAGUGUCAUUCAUUUCAAAUAAAAUGACGAGUCAAAUUCAAACAAGUACUCCAAUUAAUCUCCCCAGAAUGGGAAAUAAUUCAAAAAGACAUUCAUGGCUGAAUCAGGAUGUCACGCAACAACUCUAUCGCAACAGUUGGAAUAAAUUCAAAACUCCUGAAAAGGCGUCGUCCCCUUGGGAUGCCAUUGAGGGCCCAAAAUUUGUGAAUUUUGAAGAUGCACAAUGUGAGCCCCGCGAUUCAUAUUUCGAUAGGAGAAAGUCUGAUUGCCCAUCGCCGCAGAGGAAAGAGGAGAUGACAUUGCCAACACCUGAUGAAACUGUGGACAUUGUGAGCUCCUUCAAGUCUUGCUCUAUAUCAGCUAUCAUAGAAUCAAGUAUUGAAAUUGAAGAUGAAACACUAGUUGCAGACGAGACUGUCAAUGAGAACAGCCGUAUUGAGAUUGUUGAAGAGUGUUUCGGCACUGACACAUCCACAUCAGAUCGCAGAAUUUCUAUCGUGCAACCGUUUAGCUUCGAGCUUCGUGAAAAAGAAAAUCAACAAAGACGAGAGUCUCGGCGGGCAUAUUAUAAGAUGCUGACUGACAGGAUGUCUAAUCAUUCAUUCAAGGCUAAACCUGCGCCGAAAAUUCACCAAAAGUCUAUUGCUGCUGUCAAUAUCGGUGAUGAUGAUAUUAAACUUGAGAAUACGCCGAAAAUAAUUCGAGUUCCAAGAAAAAUAGACGUUAAUGCAAGCAAUCUUGAAGAAAUGAGCGAGAAACAGAAGACAUAUAAUAGAACGACAGUGAAUGCCUUAAAGUUUAAGAAACCUAUUGAAAAUAGGUCUCAACAGAAAGCUAAAAGUGCAACGGGUUUGACUCAAUCUCAACAGACAGUUCCAACCCGGUUGAAUGUACGAACAAUUCAGUCAAGAACGAAAAGUACAACGGCUUUGGCUCAGCCCCGACAGACACCUACCACUGCGUCCAAUCCCUUUGCAGUCCAGUCGAAAGCCAAAAUAGCAACUGCCCAUCAAUCUCCAAAUAAAACCAAAACCACAUCAAAUCCAUUUUCAUUUAAUUCAAAAGCUAAAAAUACUUUGCAAACUCAACAUACACAUAAUACUGCAACAAAUCCCUUCUCUCUCCUGGCUAAAGCAAAAAAUGCAGUAAAUCCAUUCCCAUGGCAGAAAUCAACUGCUGCAAAUAUUCAUGUCGUUAAAAAUGAAAAGUCGAAUGAACAAUCGGAGGAGGUGGAGGACAGAGGAAAAUCCUGCACAUCGUCAGCACAUUUUCUCCCGAUGAAGAAGCAAAAGCCAUUCCAAGUGGCCUUAUCUCGUCGUAAAAUUGAAAUCUCUAAAGGACCUGAAUUGAUGACCGCUAAACGAGCACUGGAACGUCAACAGUUUGAGGAAAAAAUGAAAGAGAGAGAGCGUCAGAAAGAGGAAAUUAAAAAACAGGAAGCAGCAGCUCAACAAGCUCGAGAGCGAGAAGAAUUUAUCCGUUUACGCAAACAGACUGUAUUUAAGGCAAGACCCGUUCCACAAUUUAAGAAUAUUUUACCUCCAGUACAAAAACGCCCACUAACCGAACCGACGAUGCCCAUCUUUACAAAACGCCGUCGCCUCACGACAAGAGAAUAAUAUCCAUCCCCAAAAACUCUAUAAAUUCAUAAGGAUUGAGCUAAUUUCCGUCAUGUCCGGAAAACAUCGGUAGUAACAGAUAGAGAGAAUUAUUGAAUCGUAAAGCCAUUUCGAUAUUUUGAUAUAGAUAGUAUUUUUUUAAAUUAUUAAUCUUCAUUUUAAGUGAUGUUAACUGACGAAACAGUUUUUUACUGUCAUCAAUUGAAAUGUUUAUUUAGUUUAUGUUUAUUUUUUGCAUUAUCAUAAGUAUGAAUUAUGUUGCGCUUGACGUUGUAAUUAACGUACUGUAAAUAAGAGAGGAGAGAAAUGUAUAAAUAUCAUUAAAAAGUGUCAUUAUUUAUGUAAUACAACAUGAAACACACAACAGUCAUUGGUAAUUCAGAAUUGAUUCUACUAUUCCUCCACAUUUUUAUGUAACCAAAAAUCGAAAAAAAGUGUGAAUAUAAAUGAAUGUUUCACAAUUCCUAUCAGUGUCAAUGAUAUUUUAUUCGAAAAAAUCCGGCAGCAGCACAAAUUACAGACAAUUUAAGUUAUAUAUUUCACCUAUAUGUAUAUAUAUUUAUUAUAUAUUUGACAAAAUCUUCAAAUAUAUUAUCAAAAACAAUGACGAUCACCUGGAGUUCUCUAAUAAUCUAAUAAUCUGGAAUUCAUCAAAAAAUUCUAUUAUUUUCCACUGGUUUUUACGUUUCUUCUCAGCGUACAAAAAUUCUCUCGAUUUUCGUUCUCAAAUGUAGAAGCUUCGACAAAAGACUAAAACAUGUGAAAAGAAAGGCUCCUAACUAAAAUUAAAUACUUUGACUAAUUAUGAUUAUUGAAGGUUCUCAAAAUUUUUCCCCGGAAAUCAAAGAAAUUUAAAAUAUUCAUGUUUGUCGCUUGGUUAGUUUUAGACUGUGCUUUAAUACCUGCGACACCUCUACAUAGGGUUUCUUAUUUGUAUAUAAAUUUCAUCGAACAUCAUGUAUUAUUAAAUUACCCCUUGUGGACGCUAUGUUUAAUAUUAUCCGACAUUGCCAUGUACUCAAUAGUGUCACAAAGUUAUCAUCGUUUUUGACUAAAAAUAUUUAUCUGAUUUAAGGGCCGGAUGGAGUAUCUCGGAAAGAUAAUUUACUCCAAAAUUGGGAUUCCU